CCGAGAUGAUGUUCCGUGGAGAUAAAUCCUAGCAUGACAACUAUUCCAAAUCAGACAUGCGUGAUGCCGCAUGGAGUCAGGUUGCUACCGCGUUCGAAAACGGCGACGAGCAAGAAGUGAAAACCAUGUGGCGUCAAUUGCGGAACAUACAUCAACCGCGCAAGUAUCGUAGCAUAUACCAAACUUCUGGAGAUUCUCAAGACAACAAUGGUCCAUUGUACGACCUAUUCUUGAAAAUGGAAACCUUAACCAACGUUGGCGACUCAUCGCAAACAGCUUCCCAAGAAGAAAACCAUCGGUUGUUGCAUGAAGUUAGCGGAACGACUCCCAAGCGUCGCUUCACGUGGAAGACGUAUUUCGAAGAUGACGGUUGUAUCAAGAUACGCAAAGGGGGUACUAUUCGGUAUGAGAAGAUUUGCGAAUUAUGCGGAAAACAGGUGGAACGAUCUAUGUUCGAGUAUCACAUGAACCAACACAAUGGCGUGAGGCCGUACGCGUGUUCGUACGAAGGAUGCGGUAAGCAGUACAGCAACAAAAUCACUCGAGAUCGACAUGAGCUUUUGAUCCAUUGCCAGGAUAACUACAAGUACGAGUGCGAUCGAUGCGGGGAGAAAUUCAAGACCCGAAGCACCUUCGAUUAUCACUACGCAGUUAGGCACCAAAGUCAAAUGGUUCCGUGUCCCAUUUGCGGUAAGCUCCUGAAGCACAAGUCUCUCAUAAGGGAGCACGUCAAGCGACAUACCGUACAAUUCCCCUGCACUGUUUGCGGCAAAGUUUUGCAGAAGAAGUAUUCGCUGGACGUUCAUAUGCGAACGCACACCAACGAGAAACCGUACUCGUGCGAGCUUUGCAGCCAGCGUUUUAUGCUGAAGGUGCAGUUGAAAACCCAUCUAUCGAGGGAUCACCAACUAGCGUGGGAUAAUUAUGUGGCAUGCUACGGUGAUAGCGGAGGAUUACAACCCGAGCAGGUGAAAAAAGCUCAGCAAUAGCUAAUUUUGAUAUGGACAUCUAAAAGUGAUAUUAACUUGAUAGACAUAAGAGAUAAAAGAUCUGAAAAUGAUAUCUAAAAUUUA
Molecule: messenger RNA, 1073 nt
Organism: Aedes aegypti (yellow fever mosquito)
Lineage: Eukaryota; Metazoa; Arthropoda; Insecta; Diptera; Culicidae
Product: zinc finger protein OZF
Exons: 2
Coding region: 57-989 (310 amino acids)
Biological process (GO): regulation of transcription by RNA polymerase II
Cellular component (GO): nucleus
Molecular function (GO): RNA polymerase II transcription regulatory region sequence-specific DNA binding; DNA-binding transcription factor activity, RNA polymerase II-specific
Source: RefSeq, a predicted model, not a curated record